AUUACCGGCAAACCUUUUUAAUUCUUAUGGAUAUAAAAUGUUACUGCUUGGAAUCUGCUUUCUUUGGAGUGUUAGCCCUUUACUGCUUAGAGCGUAUCCUGUGGAAUCCGAGAUUAACUCCAAGGAACCUAAUGUCCUUACUGCACAGUUGUCCGAUCCAGCUGACUAUCCCGAUCUAACAAAUGGCCUUACUGAUGCUGAAGUUCAAGAAAGCCUUCAAGAUCUAACCCUAGAAGACCUAAAUUCCUUAAACAAGCUGCUCGAUGAGCACAUGAGUCGAGACGAGGAUGCAGACUCAGACGCUAGUUUAAAAGCACAGAGUAGACAUGCGAAGGCCGCUAAGAGCAAGCAAAAGCCCCAACCCUUAAAUGUAGCUCUAGAUGAUGGUUGCCGGGAUGAGGAGGAUUCCGACGAUACCAAGCCAAGUCAAUGUAGCAAACGACCCACAUGCCCGACAACCACCAAGCGCUGUCCAAAGAAAACAACUUGCUCGCCUAAAACCACACGAAUUUGCACCAAUAGACCUAUUGAUAACUGCAAGCCUAAAUCUGGUGGCUAUAUGGACGAUGACCUGAUCAUUGCUACUACUAAAUGUCCUAAGCCAAAAAACAAGAAGUGCAAGAAAGCGAAAAAUGACUUCGAAUGCGAGGAUGAUGAUUUCCUGUGCCAUGCCAGCAGGGGUUCUAGAGGUAAGGAGGGAAUGAGCAAUCUUCAGGAAGAGGAAGUGAACCCUCCAGCUGAAUAUGUUCCAGGAAGGGAGCUAGCUGGGAUAGAACAGCUGGGUGACGAGAUCAUACCCGAAUUCAAUGAUAAAGGGGAACUAUUGGAUGAAUCCUUAAAUUUUGAGGAGAUCAAUGUGGAUCAGCCCGCACAAUUGGAUAAAGAAAACUCCAAUAUUGAAAAUAAGGUUAACAUAGGGUUAGUAAAUCAGGACAAUAUGGAGCAAGCACUUCAGUCUGACUUAGUAAAAAAUAGUAAGGUUAGUUUAGAACAGACACAAUCGAAUUUCAAGAAGGAUUUUCGGGCUGAUAUAAAGGAUAUGGAACAUGAAGGUCAGAAAAAUUUAAAGCAGGAAGAUCAAGUAAGCUUUAAGCAAGAAGCUAAGACUAACUCUGAUCUUAAUAAUAACGAAAUGAUGAAACAAGAUCAAGUAUCUAAAUUAAAAGAGGAGAACCAAGCCAAUUUCGAUCUGGACUACCAGGCUGAUUUUGAGCAAGAACACAACGCUAAUCUUGAGAUAAGAAAUCAGGGCAAUUUUAAUCGAGAACACCAGUUAAAUUUAGAUCAGGAAGAAAAACCUUACAUCAAGUUAGCAAGCCCAAGUAAUUAUCAGGAGGAACAUUCAGCCAAUGGUGAUUUGCAAAAUCAAUAUACUUAUAGGCAUUUAAACUCAGAAAAGGGACAUCAGCUAAAUUUUGAUGAUGAAUAUCAAACUAAUAUGUAUCAAGGUGAACAAAAGAUAUGUCAGGAACAGAAAAAAUCAAAUAUAGAAAGGUUUCAGCAGCCUGGUAACGAACCAGUGGUAGAAGAAGCAGAUUCACCUUAUCCCUACGAGCGCCAUGAGCUCUCCAGUAUUUCCCAUCGAAAGAGAGAACAAGCUGAAGCGGAAAAACUAUUGGAAAAGCAAAUGCAAGGCAUAGAUAAUAGAAAGCAAACAAUAACCAGGGAUGAGCUACUGCCCCUAGACGCUGAUCCAGCCAAACCGGAAACCUUUUUCGAUACUGACAGUUUCAUUGCCAAUAGUGCUCGUGAUCCCCCUCGCUAUUUAAUUCAAAUGCAAAAUGACUUUAUUCAAAGUACAAACGAUCAUGGCGAACGACGAUUGCGUGAGGAUCGGAGCCAAAGCGAGAAAUUGAACCUGGACAAACUCACUGAAGGGAAUAACAGCCCCAUGGAGGAUUUAAAUUUGGAAUCCAAGUACAGAAGGAACAAGCGAGAUAACAAAGAAACUGACGAUGCCCCCGAGAACUCCAAAGAAACUUAUAUAAAAAAGCUGAUGGAUUCAUUUCCCCGUGAUCAGGGCGGUCAGAUCAAUGCCAAUGCGGCGCUGAGAGGCUUUAAUCUCGGCCAUUUGCGCAUUAAGAGAAGUUGAGUUACAUUUUGUUUUUGUCACAAUGCCUGAUUAACUUCGUUGUAUAUUUUAUAAGCGCAAUAUAUUGAUAACAAAAAUAAAUGCGAAGAAUGAAA
Molecule: messenger RNA, 2187 nt
Organism: Drosophila eugracilis
Lineage: Eukaryota; Metazoa; Arthropoda; Insecta; Diptera; Drosophilidae
Product: interaptin
Exons: 5
Coding region: 38-2092 (684 amino acids)
Source: RefSeq, a predicted model, not a curated record